CCUAGCGAACAAAACCCUCCGCCUCUCUGCUUCAGGGAGGCUACUCUCCUCACACUCACUCUUAAUAAGAUUCUUCAGCACGUCGGCGUUCGAGAGGUUAAAAAUCGAAAGUUGGGCUGUGGCGAAGCUCAUCAUACAUUUGAUUUGCGCAUUCACCGACGCCGAGAUAAAGCUAAGAAUUAACAUGUCUUUAAUUGUCACAGUAUAUGGCAAACCCCAAAGUUUUCUUCGACGUUCUAAUAGGUAAGGCCAAAGCUGGUCGCAUUGUGAUGGAGCUGUUUGCCGAUGUUGUCCCAAAGACAGCUGAGAAUUUCCGAUGCCUCUGCACUGGAGAGAAGGGAAUUGGCCGUUCAGGGAAGCCCCUACAUUACAAAGGAUCCACCUUUCACCGAAUCAUCCCCAAUUUCAUGUGCCAAGGUGGGGACUUCACCAGAGGCAAUGGAACCGGUGGUGAAUCCAUCUAUGGACAAAAGUUUGAUGAUGAGAACUUCACGAAGAAGCACAUUGGACCUGGUAUUCUCUCGAUGGCCAAUGCUGGUCUAGGUACAAAUGGCUCGCAGUUUUUCAUCUGUACUGCUAAAACGCCAUGGCUUGAUGGAAAGCAUGUGGUAUUUGGCAAGGUUGUUGAUGGAUACUCUGUCGUCCAGGCAAUGGAGAGGGAAGGAUCACAAUCUGGAAAGACUUCAUCGCCAGUGUUGAUUGAAGAUUGCGGAGAAGUCAUAGAGAAUUAAGAUGUGUUUAGUUUUAGUUUUGAAGGAAAUGCUAUUGAAGCUGAUUUAAAUCAGCGAGAGAAUGUUAUUGAGAUAUGCCCUUCUAACCUAUCAUUAUGAGCCUUCUGUUUUUCUGUAAUACAAACGAUAGAUAAAGGCUUUUUCUUUCA
Molecule: messenger RNA, 880 nt
Organism: Dendrobium catenatum
Lineage: Eukaryota; Viridiplantae; Streptophyta; Magnoliopsida; Asparagales; Orchidaceae
Product: peptidyl-prolyl cis-trans isomerase-like
Exons: 2
Coding region: 207-731 (174 amino acids)
Biological process (GO): protein folding; protein peptidyl-prolyl isomerization
Molecular function (GO): peptidyl-prolyl cis-trans isomerase activity
Source: RefSeq, a predicted model, not a curated record